AGCAACAAUUUAUAUUCGAUUUAUAUAUCAAAAUUGUUUCAUUAAAGUAUAUCAUAACUAUGUAAUUUAAUACCCCUGCUCCGCUUAUAAUACCAUUUACCCCUAACACCUGAUACAAUGGCUGAUUUGGAGGAAGAAGAAGCCCCUAUAGACGUUGAUGAUGAACAAAAUGAAGGACAAGAAGCCGCUAAAGAUCUUGAGGGAGAGGGCGAAGACGACGAACAGGACGUUGAAGUAGAAGAUGAGUUAGAGGUGGAGGAGAAGGAUCUCUUUGAGAUCCUUAAUGAGAGCGAUGAGGACGAUGAAGAGCAGCAGGCAAUGUACAAGGAAUAUCUGGACGUGGUCAAAGCUAUUGAUGUCCAGAACACGAUUAUAAAAGAGCUUAAGGCAAAAUCCACUCGAUUGAUGUGCAAGAAAUGCAAGACUUAUGGAGACAAGCAGGAAUACAAACGACUUAGGGUCUGUCAGGAGCAGGAGGAGAUUCAUUUGAAGGUCCUGGUCAAUAGAGCCAUGUACCUCCAAAACUUCGGUUCACCUAGGCGCUACAGAGAUGUAGAAAUGGAAGUCACAGAGGACGAGCAGACCUAUUUCUUCACAGAAUUGCAGUCGACCUUCUCAGGCUCUUGUCACACAUAUUCGGUUGACGAAUAUGAGUCAGAUUCUGAAUCCGAUGAUGCACUAUGCUGUACCUAGCCCAAAUUAAUGGCAAUUAAUUAAUUACAGCUCAUGAUAUCUUCGGCGGCCAUAUCAUUGAUAGCGGUAGCUUGUAAAUUACAUUCAGAGCAGAUAUACCAUACUUUCGUAAUUUUUUUUUCGU
This is a messenger RNA of Drosophila erecta, 817 nucleotides long. RefSeq lists its product as uncharacterized. Lineage: Eukaryota; Metazoa; Arthropoda; Insecta; Diptera; Drosophilidae. The transcript has a single exon. The record is from RefSeq and is a predicted model, not a curated record. The coding region runs from base 118 to 693 and encodes 191 amino acids.